CAAUAGAACGAGGAGACACACGCUAGUAUCACAAUUGAUUGUUGCGCCUCUCGUGUCUCACACUCGACCACGUUCAUAUCGAGUCGCCUUAGCCUGUAGAGUCAAACCUGCAGCGGAACUUUUCUAUAAAAUUUACUACAGGGGUUGUAUGGAUGCGUUAGCCGCCAGCUGAGCCUCACGACCUCACUCUCCCGAAUCCGCUCUCCGCUUUCCGCCAAUGGCGCGGACGGACGGUCAACUUGCGCUGCUCCACCUGCAACGCGCCAAUCGUCCGCGCAUUGCGCCGAUUCUCCGCGUUGUCGCUACUGGCGCGGCCCCGCUCCCGGCUGUAGCUCUUGCGGCGCAAGGGCAGCUCGCGAAAGGGCAGAUAGCGCAUGCGCAACUUGCGCAAGGGCAGGCGCAAUUAGUCGCGGGGCGUACAGGACCGGUGGCGGCGCCGCAGCAGGCUGCGCCCGCUGGGAAGAGCGCCCCUGCUGCCCCGCCUGGUGUCGCUCCGCCUGCGCCUGCUGCCCCCCCGCCCACUGCUGCUGCCCCGCUCGUAGGCGCAGCCCCGCGCACUGCCUCCGGCGCAGCUGUAGCAGCGGGAGAAACGAAGGCAGCGGCGGAAAAGGGUGCAGGACGCGAAGUCAAACAGGGAGCUGAGGGCUUGAAUAGAGAGGAGGCGCGGGAGGGGGAGAAGGGGAAGGUGAGGGGGAAGGAAGAGGGGGCGGAGGGGGGAGGGGAGCAGGCGGGUGCCGCCACAGCUGCUGGCGCUGCUGGCGGCGAUGGUGAUGGCGGUGCUGGUGGCAGCGGUGGUGGAACAACUGCUGCUGGUGCUGCUGGUGGUGGUAGCGUUGACAGAAUUGGCAUACCAGUAGUGGCAACAAGGGGAAAUGCAGACGCAGACGAGGAGGAUUUAAAGGCUGCACUGCCCACUACAAUCACAGCUACAGUUGCCGCUACAGUAUCUGCGACAGUGACAGCUACAGUGGCAGUGGAUGCGGAACACCCCACAGUGGCAACGGUUGUUCUGGAGCCGGCUAGGCCUCUGCCCCUUAGAGCCCACUCACACCCCAGAGCAGCAGCAGCUGCAGACGCAGCAGCAGCAGCGGCAGCAAGACGAGGGGAAACAGUUGAGAGGGUAGCGCUGGGUGCAGCAGCAGGAGCUGCUGCUGCUGCUGCUGCUGCUGGGAAAGGAGAGGGAGGGGGAGGAGAAGCAGGAGGCAUAGAAGCAGGUGAGAGCAGUAUCAAGCAUGCAGCAGCAGGGGCAGCAGCAGCAGGGGCAGUUAAAGGGGAGGGUGGUGGUGAUCAGAGAGGAGGAGGGAGUGGGGGAAGUGGGAGCCAUGCUGCUGGGAAGCAUCCCAAGAAGCAUUCUAAGUCUUUCAAACUCUCCUCCUCCAAGAAACAUACUCUCAAAAGGUCCUUCCCCCCCAAGCAAGCACCACCUUCCAAACAUGCCGCCCAGUCCAAGCAGUCUGCCGCCCAGACCAAGCAGUCUGCCGCCCAAUCCAAGCAGUCUGCCGGCCAAAAGCGCUUGGGGGCGGGGAAGCAGCCUCUGAGCCCCACGCGGCACUCCGCCAGGCUGGCGCUGAUAUCCCCCGCCCGGAAGAAGGGGCGGUGGGGGGCGGAGUGGGAGGGGGGCGAGGGGGAGGACGGGGAAGGGGGGGACGGGGGGAGGGGGGAAGGGGGGAGGAAGGGGGAAGGGAAGGAGGAGGAACGGGGAAGGAGAGCGGAUGACAGGGAAAGAGAAGGGGGCUUGAAGAGGGACGACGGGAGGAAGGGGAAAGGCUUAAGAAAAGGGGGAGAGCAGGCGGGUGCAGAUGGUAGGGGAGAGGGGGGCGCAGGAGGGAAGGCAGUGCGGGAGGAAGGGGGCACAGUUGGGGGGAAAAGGGGGAAAGACAGUUGGGGGGGCAAGGGUUUGCGUGAGCGAGGGGUUCCGGGUAGGAGAGAAGAGAUUGAUGAGGGUGGAGCGGACAGACGUGGAGAGAAGGGAGGCGGUACGGGAAGAGAGGUGGCAGAAGCAGGAGGAGAAGCAGGAGGGGCAGCAGGUGGGCGGUUUGCGAGAAAGAGAAGGCGAGGAGACGCGGAUGAAGAUGCUGCGGCUGCCUGUGAAGCAAAAGGGCUGAGCGACCCCGGGAGACGAGAGGGACGCGACCCCGGGAGACGAGAGGGACGCGACAGCGCAGGAGCAGGAGGCGCAGACGGUGCGGCCGGUGAGGCAGAGCAGCAGCGGAGCAAGCGGGUUGCUGUGGAGAGGAAGGGCGGAGAGGAGAGCGCAGGUGUCGGGGGAAGGAGCCUGGUGGGGGACGGGGGGAGGGCGGGGAACAAACGGAGUGUGGCAGGAGGGGAGGCACAGAGAGAGCGCACGGCCACCCCCACCAAAGCCAAGGCGAAAUCUGCAGCAGCUGCUGCUGCCACCCGCCCUGUGCCUCCCCAGUCUCCUCGCUCUGCUGCUGUCCUCUCUCCUCCUCGUCCCACCCCCCGCCCUCCCCCCCGUCUCCCUCCUGCUUCUGCCCCUUCCGCUGCUGCUGCCGACCGCGCUGCAGCAGCCAUGGCUGCAGCGAGGAGCCUGGGAGGGGCGUUUGACUUGCCGCCUGAGGCGCCUGACACUCAAGGGUCGCCGGAGAGGGGCGUGAGGGGCGCACUGGAGUCAACCCAGCAGCCUCCAGGGAGGAGCCUCAAGGCCGCUGGGAGAGCGGGCAGCGACGAUGGGGGAAGGGGUGGAGAGGCGGGGAGAAGGGGAGGAGAGGAGGCGAGGGGGAAGGUGGGGAGGGCGGCAGGGGCGGCAGGCGUGGGGGCGAUAGUUAAGAUGGUGUUAGAGGCUGAGGCGAGGGGGGAUGGGUGGGGCGGUGGGAUGGGGGAGGGGGGUGCUCAUGGUGCUGAUGGUGCUGGUGGCAUGGAGAUAGAUAGGGGGGAGGAGGAGGAAAGAGGGAUGGGAGGGGAUGGGGAGCGGGAGGAGGAGAGGAUUGAUCUGGAGGAGGGAGAGGAGGAGAGUGUGGAAGUUGAAGAUGAUGAUGAGGAGGAGGAAUCUGAGGAGGAGGACGAGGGGGAUGAGGAGGAGGAGGGUGGCUUUGACAUGGACGGGGGGGCGGUGGCGGCGCUGGCAGCAGCGGGGAUUGACAUCAGCAUGCACGGCACCAGGAGCCUCUCAGAGGCUGACGUGGCAGCUGCUUGCCACCAGUACGGAGCAGCCUUCAUCAUGGCAUUGCUGCAGGAGGUCGCACGGGAGGCGUCGCACCGCCGCCACCUGCACUGGCCGGCCAUCGCCGCCCGCCUCUCCGCCAAGUACGGCUUCCCGGUCGCCAGCCUGGCGCUCUGCCAGCUGCUGUGGCGCUGGCUCGCCUACGGCCGCCCGUUUUCGCAGCUGGACGCGCUGCCCUCCGCGCCCUUGCUGGAGGAGGAGGAGAGCGAUCUGGAGGACGAGUUGGAGUAUCCCUUGGACACGUCACCGCACCUCAUCUCCGCUGCUGCAUCUUUUGUAAAGGCUGACCUGGCUGAUGCCGGCAUUUCGUAUGGCUGGUACCACUCAUGCCAUCCUGACAAGCCUGCCACGCAGCAGCAGGAGGGACGAGAGCAGCAGUGCAGGGAGCAGCAGCAGCAGGGAGAGCAGCAGCAGCGUCACAAGCAGCAGCAGCAGCAGCAGCACACGGAUGGAGCUGAUUCUGCUGUUCUUGCACAUGCCCAUUUCCAUGCCAAAGGCUUGCCCCCUUUCGAGGCUGCUGCUGUUGGCCCCGGCGGUCGAGGCAUAGCGGAGGAGGAAGAGGUGGGGGGGGAGGCGGGGGAAGGGCAGACGGCGAGGGCGGGGGAGAAAAGGGAAGGCGAGGGGGAGGAGGAAGGGGAGCAGGAGGCGAAGGGCGAGGCGGGGAAGGCAGCUGGUACGCGGCAUGGGAGUGGGGAGACGCUGGUGGGAGAUAAGGAUGGCACGGACGGAAGGGAUGAUGAUGGGGAUGGUGAUGGGGAUGACGAGGGGGCUGAGGAGGAGGAGGACGAGGAGGAGAACAAGCCGGUGGCUCGGCUGGUGGCUCCAGUCGCCUCAAAGCCUGCAGAGAGCGCAGGGAAGCCUGGUGGGGCGGGUAAGGAGCAAGCGAAGGGAGGGGAUGCAGCAGGAGCGGGUGGCAGCAGCGGGGGGGUGGCAGGGGCAGCAGGGGCGGCAGGGACUGCAGGGGCGGCAGGAGGGGGAGCGGAUGGUGAGGCGAAGAAGAAGCGCAAGGCGUGGACGCCAGAGGAGGACAAGCUGCUGCUGAAGGCGGUGGAGGUGUACGGCGAGGGGCAGUGGGGUCGCGUGCUCAAGAGCGACCUGGGGAUCGAGAGGAACGCCGCGCAACUGUCGCAGCGGUGGUACAUAUUGCGAAAGAAGUUUGAGAAGGAGGGAGUGCCGAUACCGGGGCGCAAGGCGAGGGAAGCGCGGGAAGCAGCAGCAAGGGAGGCUGCGGCAAAGGAAGCAGCAGCAAAGGAAGCGGCGGCGAGAGAGGCUGCUGCUAAGAAGGCUGCCGCUAGGGAGGCCGCUGCUAAAGAGGCCGCGGCGAAAGCAGAGGCAGCGGCCGCAGCAAAGGAAGCAGCGGUUAGAGUGGAGGCUGCUGCUGCUGCUAAGGCAGCAGAGGCCGGUGCAGGAGGGAUGGCUGGAGAUGGGUCUGGGGCAGCGAUGCCGCAGCAGCAGAAAGGGCAGCAGCCGCAGCAGCAGCAGCAGCCACAGCAGCAGCAGAGGGGAGCAGUGCCUGCAGGCUCUAGUGGUGGUUUGGGAGAAGGUGGGGUUGCGGGGGAGAGGAAGGAGAAGGAGAAGGGGAAUCAGCCGGUGCAGGGGCAGGGGCAGGCGGAUAUGCACUCCAAUCCUGUUAGGCAUGCACCAACGUUCUCUGGUGGUUACACUCACACCACACACUCUCUCCCGCCAACACACACACACUCCCUCACACCCCACACCAUGCACCCCUCCAUCCCCCCUAAGUACCCCCCAUCCACGUCAGCAUCCAGCCAAUGGGCUCAUAGAACCGGGUCUCCUGCAGUGCCAGGUGGCAGCGCAGGAUUGGCCCGUGGAGUGGGUGGUGGAGGAGCAGCAGGAAGGGGGGCGAAUGGGAGGGGUACAACUGGCAGGCUGACGUCAGCACAGGCAUGGGCACAGCACCAGCAGCAGCAGCACCAGCAGCACCUGCAGCAGCAGCAGCAGUUGCUGCAGCAACAGCAGCAGCAGCAGCAGAGGCGCCUGGCAAAUGCUAUGGGCCGAGGCCGGGGCUUUCCAGGAAACUCCCCAUUCACUUCCACAGCUGCUGCUACAGCUGCCGCCGUUGCUAAUGCUGCCAAAUCAGCUACAGCUGGCGGUUUCUCAGCCGGUGGGCUUUCGGGCGGCAGAGGAACUGUAGCAGGGGCGGCGGGGCGGACAGGAGUGGGAGGGGGUGUGAUGGGACGGAUGGGGGUUGGGAGAGGCAGAGGGGCGGGUAGCACUGGUGGCACAGCAGUCGCAGGCAGAGGGUCUAUGUCAGGCUCAGCAGGAGGAGCAGGGGGAGUGGGAGGAGGAGGAGGAGGGGUGGGCGGGGGUCCAAGGCCAGGCAUGGGCACACUAGGGCGUGCCUCCAUGCACCCCCACUCCUCCCAUCCCUCCCUCUCCUCCUCUCACUCCUCCCAUCCCUCCCUCUCUCACUCGCACCCACCUCUGGCCCCGGACCCACUAGUGCAGGCAGCAGCGGUGGCAGCAGGAGCAAGAAUCGCCCCUCCCUCAGCUGCUGCCUCUCUCAUGCAGGCAGCAGGAGGCAAGGCAGGGGCGCCCGUGGUGGUGCACCACAUCACCCGCUCGCCCCAUACGUAUGGCUCAGGCUCGGCAGCGGGUUCCGGGCCUGGCGGUGGAGGAAGAGGAGGGGUGGGGGGAGUGGGGAGAGGGGCAGGUUCGUCCAUGCCAGGUGUCCAGAGCUCAUUGGCUGGAAGCAGAACUGCAGGGCAAAGUGUUGCAUCAGGGCUGGCAGCAGCAGGGCCACAAGGAGGCACACCAGCAGGCACACAAGCAGGCGCCUCACAGGGUCAUGCAGCCACACAAGGUAGUGCAGGCCAGGGGGGAAGUGCGGGCAGUGCAACGGGCGUGGGGCAAGGGGGUGCAAGCAAGGGAGCAGCGCCUGCAUCAUCGGGAGUUCAUAUGGUGGCAGGAGACGUGGCAGUUUCCAAGUCAGUAUUGCCACACUCAAGGCCGCCAGGUACAGCUGCAACAGCUAAUGCUGCUGGUGCUGAUGGUGGUGUCGGUCAUGCUGCUGCUGCUGCUGCUUCCACAGCUGCUGCUGUGGCUGCUGUAGCUCCCAGCGUGAGACAAGCUACGCCGCCCGCACCAUUGCCAGCAGUGACUAAGCCAAAAGGACAACCCGAGGUCCAAUCUCAGGUGAAACCUCAGGUGCUUUCAGCAGCAAACCAGCAGCAGCACAAGCCUGGGCCUGCUGCAGCUACUGCAGCCUCUGGUAGCACCUCUGCACCCAGCAUUGCCCCCUCCGCUGCCCCUUCCAUGCCUGCGCCAGCAGCAGCAGCAGCAGCAGCAGCAGCAAGAGCAGCGGCUGCACCUUCUGUCAACUCUCCCAAACUUCCUUAAAAGCUCGUUCGACACAACCCACGAGUGAGAAAGCUUCGAAAUGUUGCCCUUUUCUUACCGGUACAUGGUAUGAGGUGCCUGGAAGCCACAGGGCCGCAUAGUCAAGUAGUACUGGAAGUGGCUGCAGCGGACAGAUGUGCUCGGAUGCGACCCAAGGCUUGUUUGGCGCCCACAGCUACCGCACUCGCUCUGAGACGCAUGGAGCAGCCCGCUGUACGCUCUGCAACUACUGGCACUGGCUGCAGCAGACAGACGGGCUCAGCUGCGCUUUCACUGAGACCUGAGACUUGAGACGCAGCUUGGCACGCACUGCUUCGUGUGUUGAGGUGCACCAAGCAAGCAGCCGACCACAUGGUCCGCAAGUGCUGGGAGGGCUGGCUGCAGCAAAGCGGACCCGCGAGUUUCGCUUUCACCUGCAACCUGAGAAGGCGGGCGCUUGGCUGCUCCUGCCCAUGGCAGCCGCGUGCUGCUCUUGCUCUCUCUGGCCUUCUGUUUUGAGGCUGUCUCUUUCAAAAGGAAUGUCAACAGGGGAGGACGGAGGCUCCUCUGGAGCGUUGAGCUUGGGCAGAGUGAGAGUGAGCAUGCCGUUGCUCAUGGCUGCGCUGAUCGCUUCCUUCAAAGUGUUCUCUGGCACCACCACCGUCACCUGCAAGCCAACGGCCAUACAGCAAUCAAAUUAUAGGCGAUCAGGGUCGCUUGCUUUACAUGAUGGUCUCUGGGGCAACGCCCUUGGAAGCACAGGUGGCUACCAACAGCCCUACUACAGUGACCAGCAAUUUGCGAGCGCGCAGCAGUGGGUGUGAAAAAGCAGCCAAGCAAGGGCGUCAAUCAAGGUACCUGGAAGAACUUGGAGACUUUCCAGGCAUCCUUCUCCCCUCCCUCGCCGCCCGUCCUCUCCCCUCCUUCGCCUUCCGUCCUCUCCAGGGAGUCCUCCCCCUCGCUGUCCCCCCGCUUCUGCACCUUGUGCUUCCUGUGAAUAAAACACACUCUCCCUCCAGCGUCACUGACACGUCCUCGGACAAACCUGCGCGCCACACACACCGUCAUUAAUGAGUCGUUAGGGCACCUCAAAGUCUUCACUGACCAGGGCUGAUUUUAUCAGAGUAAAUCACUCUGUUUCUCUGAAAAUCAGAGUCGUUUUUGGAAGUCACUC
Molecule: messenger RNA, 7694 nt
Organism: Closterium sp. NIES-67
Lineage: Eukaryota; Viridiplantae; Streptophyta; Zygnematophyceae; Desmidiales; Closteriaceae
Source: the annotation of a GenBank genome assembly